CUAACAACUCUCGAAUGAAUCAUCGGGGUUGCGGAUGUGCUAAAUGAUAUCUCGAGCCGCUCCCUGUUUGUACCCUGCACUCGUCUUAGAGAGUCCGUACGGUCCUCAUCCCUUCUGUUCAACGUCCCGGCCUUUAAGAUCAUUUUCCUGUAGAUUUUUGUACCAUUCAAAGUCAUCAUGGCCAAGUUUAUUCUUGGAAUUAGCCUGUUCUUGGUGCUUCUUUUGACGGUGUCGGCUCAGAAGCCGUUGUUUUCGACCGAGACUGGGUAUGAUUUGUCUUUUGAGUUAUCUGAGUUGAAUCAACGUACCCUCUCCUGGCAAGCGCAGGCGCGGGCUACUGGUGGCUCUGCACCCGAGGGGUUGGAGAAUUGCAGACCGGUCGGUUCGUAUGUCAUUUAUCGUGAGGGGACUAGCUUCCCCGACGAGGCGGAUGUUGCGGCACUGAACACCUUUCAGAAUAAGAUGCGAUCGCAGACAAUCAAUCCAACCUUCCGAUUCCUGUCUCAGAUUCCCUCCAGCCGAAUCCCCAUCGCUAGCGCGGGGGAUCUGGCAGAGUUUGGCCGGCGUGAGAUACAAGAACUUGCCUCUCGCAUCAAGAUCCGAUUUUCUGAAUUCUUCCCUACUCCUGACAUCGAUUUGAGUAAGUUCAGUUUCCAAUCUACCAAUGGCUCUAGCAGCAUCGAGAGCGCUGUGGCAUUUGCUCGGGGACUUGUUGGGUUGAAUCAGAUAUGUGAGACCCUCUCGAUGGAGGGUAAUGUCACUGUUGCCUGCUCGGAGAACAGCCGCUUUACCCGUUAUGUAACCCCAACCUCCGCCUUCAUUUCUAACGACCCGGCCGACAUGGAUUCCUUACUUCGCCCUUACGACACUCCGAGUCGGAAAAUAUGCUUGGACGUCGCCAAUAAAGGGAGGACAGACCAAGAGGUUAUGAGGUUUAAGAUGAGUGGGGAUGCAAGGCAACUCCGAGACCGUAUCGCCCAGAAAAUGUCCAUGCCAGGUUCACGGCAACUGUUCAAUAUCUCUGGAGACGAGGUGCAACUUUUGGCCAAGAUUUGCGGCUACCAUCUGGCAAUGUUCAACGACAACAACACCUGGUGUCGACUGUUUGACUAUGAAGACCUAAACGUGGCCGAGUACCAGCGGGAACUGGGUCACUACUGGAACGAAUCCUACGGGUUUCCCAUCAAUUCAAUGGUAGCCUGCCCACUCAUCAAUGACACGCUGGAGUACUUUGACCGGUUGGCGGCCAGGGGAGCUGGGGCUGGAGCGAGCCUUCCUCUCAUGAAAUUCAAGUUCACCGAUGAGAACACUCUCAUACGGCUGGUUAGUCUGCUGGGCAUAGCCAAAGACCCACGCCAACUCGGAUUUGGUAACUACGCCCAGAGUCGCAACCGUCAGUUCCGCACGGCUAAGAUGGCACCUUUCGGAGGCAAUCUGGCGCUCAACCUGUUCCGCUGCGAGUCACCACAAGUGCUGUUCUUCAACGACCAGACCUUCCGAGUGCAGGUGCUGCUCAACGAGCGUCCUAUCAACAUCACCUUCUGCCAGGAUGCCUUCUGUGAUCUGGAAGACUUCAAGCGAGAGUUGAUGGCCCAGGCUGGGCAGUGUCAGGUCCAGGAAGCUUGCAACGUGGCAUUUGGGCUGAAUCCUGACGGGACACGGCCUGGAAAUAGAGGUGGAGGGGGCGGGAGAGGCAAUGCUUCCGGUAUCACACCGUCGCGGCUGCUGAUAGCUCUUACUGCAAUGAUGGCGAUGGCUAAAAGGAGUAUCCAUGGUUUAUAGAUAGCUUAAGCAACGGGGUUUUCACUUAUACUGUUUGUAGGUAAAGUUAUAUUAACAAGUUAGUAACACACUUUAUUUCACGGGGGCGCUCUUCGCAUAUACCAUACCGUUUCGCUCGUACUCACUACUCUAUUCGUAAAGGGUAGGCCUAUACUGGUGUGACGAUACAUGUCUUGGUAUCCCACUGCCAAUACAGGAUAGAUUUUACUUAAUGAGUGACAUUGCUCGUCCCAACCAAUAGUAUCCAAGGACGCUGGCGAUGUCUGAUUUCUUCGAGCUCUAUCUCAUUGGAUGGUUGGGGUCAGUAUUUCUACGUGCAUAAUAAACCAUAGGCACAGAAUGCGCGUGCAUUGAUAAUGGUGGUGAGCUACCCACAAUGCUUUGCAAAACCUGCACUUCCUUCACAAAAAAAGUUAAAAGGGUUUGUCGGUCACAGUGCUGGUUGGAUAGGGGGUGCGGUGGUCACACGAGGAAAUUGCGUGGAGGGUACGAGCGAUUCCACGUGUCCUGGGAUCGAGAAUGAGGGCGUCCUUCACAUGCACCGUCGCUCAGUUUGACAGACGAGUGUGUUGCAGCGCUUAUAUUAUAGGGAUAUCAAAUUAAUUCUAUAUUGAUCUGGACUACCGAGUACCGUUCACCGGCAAUAAACAUACAUUAUGAAAACAAAACAUUUGCCACAAAAAUACAGGCGGAAACCAGUUUGUGUGUGUGUCUCAGGACCUGAAGUUUGACGACGAAACUAUACUUUUGUUGCGCUAUCGGCAUUCUAAGUGGGAUACACCCUAUUGUCUUGCUUUCAUUAGUGAUUAUUGAUUAAUUAAUCGUUUCAGGUUAAAGGUCAAAACUGACUGAACAACUGAUUGGUUUUGAAUUAUGUAAAUAUUAAAGGAGCAAAAAAAAAAUUAAUAUAGGCCUUAUGGAUUGCUAUGCUAUAGCUGUAAUUAUUGUUUAGCGUGCAACAGAAAGUAGUCUGAAUAAUAGUUUUCAUCACGAAGUCUCGUUUGUGGACACUAUGACAAAAAAACUGUCCUUUCGCGGCGACAUAUAUUCACUGCCGAAAAAAAGAGACAAUUCUAUAACCCGCCUAAAAACAAAUUGCGUAAACCACAAUAGUUAAGAAAACACACCCUUCGUAACAAAAAAUAUUUGUCUUGGAUGAUAAAAUUAUUCAAACAAGCAGAGUUCAAUACAUUCAAUAGUUUGCUGAUUACAUUGUUGUCUGAUACCCGUUGUCACGCCAUGUAUUUCAAAUCAUGGCGGAUGCCGUGGCAUUUAAUUUCCACUGUAUCCCCCAUUCAUAAAUCGAGAAUCAAUGCCACUCUUAUAAUCCAAUGUAGUAAUCUCUACAUUUUUUGUCUAGAAUGAUUAUGACUAUACAGUAGCAGUUUUUUCUCAUUAUACCGUAAAGAUAAUAUUGCAGACAUAGUUUAGUAGAGAAUUUGUAGAUAGUACAUAUAGUUUGAUAUGCAGGACAAGGCCGUUUUAAGGAGCAUAUGAUGAUACCCACGUCACUGCAUAAAGGUAUUGGAUGUCUUAUGAAAAUGCCAUGAGA
This is a messenger RNA of Patiria miniata (bat star), 3334 nucleotides long. Its product is annotated as multiple inositol polyphosphate phosphatase 1-like. Gene Ontology annotation, molecular function: acid phosphatase activity; inositol phosphate phosphatase activity. The coding region runs from base 178 to 1782 and encodes 534 amino acids. The transcript has 3 exons. The record is from RefSeq and is a predicted model, not a curated record. Lineage: Eukaryota; Metazoa; Echinodermata; Asteroidea; Valvatida; Asterinidae.